Molecule: messenger RNA, 1239 nt
Organism: Clarias gariepinus (North African catfish)
Lineage: Eukaryota; Metazoa; Chordata; Actinopteri; Siluriformes; Clariidae
Exons: 7
Coding region: 1-1239 (412 amino acids)
Source: RefSeq, a predicted model, not a curated record
AUGGAGUCUCCGAUGACCAACGCAUUGUGUGCCGUCUCGCGGAGAGGAUCGAAGCGGUUUCGGGUCGCAAUCUCGAAGUCUGGUGGUGGCGGAGGAGGAGAGGUCCUCGCCCGGGGCAUGGCGCGCGUUUUCCGCUGCUGCAGUAUCCAGGCCUCGUGGUAUCCCGGCACCGGGGUGAAGGAAAACUGGGCGGGCUGUGUCCUCGGUGCGUUGGACCUGGGCAGAGAAGCACGCGGGGUUGAGGUUGUAGGAGAAUUCUCAUGCCGAGAAUUUACCUGGGACACCUCAUUCAACACCAUCAUCCUCGGAUGCUAUGUCUUCCUUCACGGAUACUGUACCUUGUCACUUUCAUCAAGUGACAGUGACCUAAGGGAACAGGGUAUUCCCACAGGCUGCAGUAGAUCCUGCAAAGAAGACUCAGGCAGUUCUUCAGUAAAGGUUUCUGUGUCAGAGGCUGCGAAAGAGAUGGUUGAAAAUGCCUUGCAUAGGAAGCCUGGUGGAGAGGAUAUUCUUGAAGAGUACCGGUCAGAAAAGUCACUCAGUCAUCGCACCCGGAGACAGCUUGUCAACAUAUUGGCAAGUGAUCUGACCGAGAAACAUGGGAGGAUUCCCUCCUGUCAGCAAAAGGAGAAGUAUGCCUUAGGAAUUAUUACACUCUUUCCUUCACUGAAGGAUCCAUUUUCUCCAAAGGGCUAUGUGAAUCAAGACUUCCUGCUGCUGUUUGGUGCUGAAACCAAGUUGCUUGAGAAGUGGUAUACCUCCUUCAAGCCCAAAAUCAUCAAAGAGGCCAAACAACUGACUCAGUCAGCUGACCUGUGUCGUUUGUUAAAGGCUGCUGAGAAACUUGGUGAGAGCAGAGGUAGGAGGACCAAAAUAAGUUUGAGUGAUGCAGUGGACAAAAUGGUGCACUUUCACAAGUCAUGCUGCAGCAUCGAUGAACAUCUGCAAGAAAGAGAGGGUAAACAACCAUAUAUCCUUGCUGUUGGCCGAACACAGAACAGGAUUGACACCUUUUACAUUGCAGUUGACAAACAACUCAUCCCCUGCCAAGCCACCAGCUCAUUGAAUGAUUUUGAUCAGCUUUUCAAAUCCCACUAUGUGUUCAACUUGUCUUAUGAGGAGUCCCUCGUUCAUCUCUACACUUUUGUGCAAACCACCGUAUUCAACAUUGAUGUAACUUCAACAGACGAGUCACCCCGUGUCUGUGAGUUGCGUGCCAAGAUUCUGAAUGAGAAUUGA